AUGUGCCGCUUUUGCCCGGCCAUCAGGGUCUCAUCCGAAAACUCCAACUUACAUAAUGUCUACCACCCUUCGGCAUCCGCGAAACGAAAUCAGGAGGCGAAGAUGGCGCUGAAAAUCAGAUACCAAGUCAGGAUUCGACUGCCCGCAGUCCCUCUGGUUCGUUUGAAUCGAACAAAUAUUUUCUUCAACACAUGGUCUGGUGUACAUAAGAUGCAGACACAAACGUCUAUGCAGAACAUCGUACAUAUACAAGUAUGGCUACCGUACGUAAACUCGGGAAACCGAGAUGAGACAAGACAGGGUCGAAGGUGUUAA
Messenger RNA from Neurospora tetrasperma FGSC 2508, 315 nucleotides. RefSeq lists its product as uncharacterized. The record is from RefSeq and is a predicted model, not a curated record. The transcript is spliced from 4 exons. NCBI's taxonomy places the organism in Eukaryota, Fungi, Ascomycota, Sordariomycetes, Sordariales, Sordariaceae. Bases 1 to 315 code for a protein of 104 amino acids.